Molecule: messenger RNA, 663 nt
Organism: Folsomia candida
Lineage: Eukaryota; Metazoa; Arthropoda; Collembola; Entomobryomorpha; Isotomidae
Product: putative GPI-anchored protein pfl2
Exons: 1
Coding region: 1-663 (220 amino acids)
Source: RefSeq, a predicted model, not a curated record
AUGGCAACCACGUCCAGCGAGGUCGCGGGCAUGGCGAUCACGUCCACCGAGGUCGCGGAUAUGGCGACCACGUGCACCGAGGUCGCGGGCAUGGCGACCACGUCCACCGAGGUCGCGGGCACGGCGACCACGUCCACCGAGGUCGCAGAUAUGGCGACCACGUCCACCGAGGUCGCGGAUAUGGCGACCACGUCCAGCGAGGUCGCGGGCAUGGCGAUCACGUCCACCGAGGUCGCGGAUAUGGCGACCACGUCCAGCGAGGUCGCGGGCAUGGCGAUCACGUCCACCGAGGUAGCGGAUAUGGCGACCACGUGCACCGAGGUCGCGGGCACGGCGACCACGUCCACCGAGGUCGCAGAUAUGGCGACCACGUCCACCGAGGUCGCGGAUAUGGCGACCACGUCCAGCGAGGUCGCGGGCAUGGCGAUCACGUCCACCGAGGUCGCGGAUAUGGCGGCCACGUCCACCGAGGUCGCGGAUAUGGCGGCCACGUCCACCGAGGUCGCGGGCAUGGCGACCACGUCCACCGAGAUCGCGGAUAUGGCGGCCUCGUCCACCGAGGUCGCGGGUCGGGCCACCAAGAGCACGAAAGCAGUGGGGCGGACCCUGUGCUCAUGCAACGUCUUCGGGAAUUGGAGAGUGGUGCUCCCCCACGUGAGCUAG